Molecule: messenger RNA, 1040 nt
Organism: Colletotrichum godetiae
Lineage: Eukaryota; Fungi; Ascomycota; Sordariomycetes; Glomerellales; Glomerellaceae
Exons: 1
Coding region: 188-793 (201 amino acids)
Source: RefSeq, a predicted model, not a curated record
AGGCUUUCGGAAAGACAGUUGUAUUGCAUCAAACCACUGUCUGACCCUCCUCCAGCGGGUUUCUGAAUGUUCUAUUUUCCUUUCGGACCAUGUUACCGUAGAUUGGAAGCUGAUAGAGCCACCCGAGCCAUAUUUGGCAGCAAAGAAAACAUGAUUUCAAACGCAUCUGUCAGACGUUGCUGAGGUAAUGCCCAGGCCCGGUUGCCCAGCAGGGCUUCCAACCUCGUCUACUUGCAGCUUGACUCCAUCAGCACCGCCCAUUCGGCUUGAUGACACGCACUGCGGCGAUUGCCCGGGGCCAUCUGGCGGUGAACAAACACCUCGUUUGACCACCGUUUGCGAUAAAAGCGGGCCUUUCGGGCACUGGAGCACCGUCCUCCGGUGCCGUGCCUUCCUCCGUCGACUCACGACUCUGACUCCUUCCAAGUUUCCUCCAAGAAGAAGUACGUACAUCGUUCGCUUACCUAAUGGAGGCAGGUACCUUCGGGAGAUGCCCAGGGCCUGCGAGGACCCUCCCAGCAGCGAGCACAACAAGCGCAGCAAAGUUGAGCUGUCACCGUCUGACCAGAAGCGUACCGUCUCCCUGCUAGCCCAACCACCCCUCCCUCCUCCAACUCUCUCUCAACCCAAACCGUUUCCCAUCGAUUUUUACUCCCGGCACUCAUCCAAUUCGAUGCCCAACCUCUCAUCCGUCAUAAGUCUACGGAUAGAAGCAGCCCAUGGAACGAAAGAAGAGAAAUACAGCCAAGUAUUGAAGCCCAACGGCGAUACAACGAUGAUGGCGACCAAGUAGUACAGAUGACCAACUAAACGUAUUUCGUGGCCUGGUCUGGCCUCGCCAUGAUAUCAGACCUACCCGUCCACAGCCAAAGAGACGUCGCCAGCAAAGUCAUGGGUGCGUCGUGCCCCGGGUCGAUAUGCCAUACGAGGCUAGCCAACUUUUGCCCGUGCCCAUCAGCUAUUAUUCGAGCUUUCCGCCGGGAACGCGCAAAGACACUGGCAGGCCGCAGGCCGCAGAACAGACGGCGCCACAUGGUCGU